This is a messenger RNA of Lotus japonicus, 2617 nucleotides long. RefSeq lists its product as uncharacterized. Gene Ontology annotation, cellular component: cytosol. Gene Ontology annotation, molecular function: L-glutamate dehydrogenase (NADP+) activity. The record is from RefSeq and is a predicted model, not a curated record. NCBI's taxonomy places the organism in Eukaryota, Viridiplantae, Streptophyta, Magnoliopsida, Fabales, Fabaceae. Bases 299 to 2185 code for a protein of 628 amino acids. The transcript is spliced from 16 exons.
ACAUAUUUAGAGAAGAAACACCCACCUUCAUAGGAUGAGAAUCAUGUUCCUGUACACAGUGAUGAAUAUGAUCACAUCAAAUUCACACCAUUGUCACUCAUCGCAUACAUGAUACAUUCAACCUCAUCACUCUUCCGUUCCCAUCUUCUGCACCUUCGAUUUCAAACAAACCAAAUCUUUAAUUCCAGAAAACUUUGAAAUUCACCCCAAAACAAGCUCGGAAAGCAAGACAUUUUGAAUUUGCAAACAGGGCUGUCGUGCUGAAUGCUGCUUCCAAGUUCCAACAACUGGAUUAGAGAUGAAUUCUGCGAUGAAUGAUAUGAAUUUGAUUCAGCAAUCCCAGAGGCAUCACUUGGUUAUGAAGGAGAUUGGUGACGAGAUUGAUUUAGAAAUUGGACCUGGGGAAGAAGAUCCUUCAUUUGGUAAUGCUACUCUAAUCAGUGUGCCGAUGCAAGAAUCUUCCACAGAAGAUCAUGGGGAAAACAAGCAGAUGGUAGUGGCUCCUCAUCUUCUUAAUGAUACUCAAGAUAUGUCUGCAACCCAGCCAGGGAAAAGAAAGAAAAAGGUUGUUAAAAGAUGGAGAGAGGAAUGGGCAGACACCUAUAAAUGGGCUUUCUUGGAUGUGAGAGAUGGGACACCAAGGAUUUUCUGCUCUGUCUGCAAAGAGUAUGGCCGGAGGCAUAGAAGAAACCCUUAUGGGAAUGAGGGGAGUCGUAACAUGCAGAUGAGUGCCUUGGAAGAGCACAAUAAUAGUCUGCUUCACAAAGAGGCCGUCCGUCUUCAAACGGCCUCUAAAGAUAAAAUUAUGGUCGAGAAGCCCAUCUAUGUAAAAGAUGUUAUGUCAAAAACAGCGGGAUCAAUUCUUGAAGCUACACUAAAAAGGGAUCCUCAUGAGGUUGAGUUCAUUCAGGCAAUCCAGCAGGCAGUUCAAUCUCUUGAAAGAGUCAUAGCGAAAAAUUCUCAUUAUAUUAACAUCAUGGAGCGCUUGUUGGAACCUGAACGAAUGAUUGUUUUUCGAGUUCCAUGGGUGGAUGAUAGGGGUGAGACACAUGUUAAUCGGGGGUUUCGGGUACAAUUUAACCAGUCAACGGGUCCAUGUAGAGGUGGCAUUCGUUUUCAUCCGUCAAUGAAUUUAAGUAUUGCCAAAUUUCUUGGUUUUGAGCAGACUUUAAAGAAUGCCCUAUCACCUUACAAAUUAGGAGGAGCAGCUGGUGGAAGUGAUUUUGAUCCAAAAGGAAAAAGUGAUAAUGAGAUUAUGCGAUUUUGCCAGAGUUUCAUGAGUGAAAUAUAUAGAUACCUGGGUCCUGACAAGGACCGUCUAUCAGAGGAAAUGGGUGUUGGUACUCGAGAAAUGGGGUAUCUUUUGGGACAAUAUAGACGUGUAGCUGGUCUUGUUCAGGGAGGUUUUACAGGGCAAAGAACAUUGUGGUCUGGCUCCAGUCUUCGACCUGAAGCUACUGGCUAUGGGCUGGUUUUCUUUGCCCAACUCAUGCUUGCUGACAUGAAUAAAGAACUCAAAGGAUUAAGAUGUGUAGUGAGUGGUUCUGGAAAGAUCGCAAUAUAUGUUCUAGAGAAGCUGAUUGCCUAUGGUGCUGUUCCCAUUUCAGUAUCAGAUUCUAGGGGAUAUUUGGUUGAUGAGGAUGGAUUUGAUUACUUGAAAGUAUCAUUGUUGAGAGACAUCAAAGCUCAACAGAGAAGUCUGCGAGACUAUUCAAAGACCUAUGCUCGGUCCAAGUAUUAUGAUGAAGCAAAACCCUGGAGUGAAAGGUGUGAUCUUGCAUUUGCUUGUGCUUCACAGAAUGAAAUCGAUCAAUCUGAUGCCAUUAAUUUGGUUAAUUCAGGUUGUUGUAUACUAGUAGAAGGUUCAAACAUGCCUUGUACCCCUGAUGCAGUUCAAGUUCUGCGGAAGGCUAAUGUUCUCAUUGCUCCUGCAAUGGCUGCUGGUGCUGGAGGGGUUGUGGCUGGAGAGCUUGAAUUGAACCAUGACUGCAGUUUGAUGCACUGGUCACCAGAGGACUUUGAAUCUAAAUUGCAGGUAGCAAUGAAACAGACUUAUGACAGAGCUAUAAAAGCUUCAACCGAUUUUGGUUAUCCUAAAGAAAGCCCUGAGGCUCUGGCACAUGGAGCAGUCAUCUCUGCCUUUCUAACUAUUGCUCAAGCCAUGACUGAUCAAGGUUGUGUAUAGAUAUUGAUGUUGCAAAAUUUUGAAGACAUCAUAAUAUGCUGAUUUUUAUCACUAAGGUGGGAAAUCUACAAGCGCUUAAUAGAUGCAAGCUGGGGACUAAUUAAUGCUAUACUGCAGGGUCGAUGAUAGGAUGUCACUGUUGAGGAAACACAUUUCUUUGUAAAAUCUGUAAUAUAAAUAUUGACUUAGAAAAGGAAAGUUUUAGAGAGCAAAUUUUAGUUAUUUAACAGAAGAAUGUAUGUGGAUUAUUGCCAAGAAAAAGGGGCAAUUGUCCUUGGCCUAUUUAUCCCAGCUUGAUGCCAGUUCCAAACUUGAGAAUGAUUUGGAUGUUGAGAUUAGAAAUUAAAAUGUUAGCAUUGGGUAUGCUCAUUGUUCAAAUCCCUUCUGGAGUUCCGAUAUAUAAUGGCUAUAUAUCACUUUAUGUUUUUUCUA